Lathyrus sativus (Indian pea) is the source of this 435-nucleotide messenger RNA. NCBI's taxonomy places the organism in Eukaryota, Viridiplantae, Streptophyta, Magnoliopsida, Fabales, Fabaceae. The record is from the annotation of a GenBank genome assembly.
AUGGUUGAAUCGCUCUUUGAAGAUAUUUUUAGAGUUGAGAAAUUAAACCCAGAUGACAAAAAAUUGUUCGAGAAAGUUAAUCGCAUUGAAGCAAGAAGUGAAAGGUUUGAUAUGUUUAUGCACUUAGACAUCAAUUCUGAGCUGUAUCCGUUAAAGGAGGGACAGAAAUUUUUUCUUAAGGUUGUUUCAACACUCAAUCCUGAUGGUACCCCUGAUACUGGCUACUAUAAUCCGGGCAAUCGACAAUCUUUGGCUGAUACCUUUGAAUAUGUCAUGUAUGGAAAGCUCUACAGAGUAACAGAGAGUACUGGGCGUGAAAAAGCAGAGUUACUGAUUUCAUUUGGUGGACUUCUGAUGAUGAUGAAGGGAGAUCACUCUCAUUUCAACAAGUUUGAACUUGAUCAAAGGUUGUAUCUUCUGAUCAGGAAAGUAUGA